Dermatophagoides farinae (American house dust mite) is the source of this 2504-nucleotide messenger RNA. Lineage: Eukaryota; Metazoa; Arthropoda; Arachnida; Sarcoptiformes; Pyroglyphidae. The record is from RefSeq and is a predicted model, not a curated record.
AAAGACAAAGAAAAGAAAGGUUCAAAAAAAAAAAAAAUUGGAACACACACGCAAUGGAAUCAAGAAAUGUUCAAUCAUCAACAACAAUCUAAUAAUCGUCAUCAAAAUCAUGCGCUUGAAUUUGGGAAUUUCCCAACAACCCAGAAAAAAAAACAACGCUUGGUCCUCCUAUUUUGGAAUUCAGGUUCCAUCACAUAUGAAUUGAUGAAUAAAAGAAUUCAUUUUUGUUUGUUUGUUUGUGAUUCACCAAAACCAAUCCAUAUCAAUUUUGAUUUUGUUGUUCUCUUUCUUUUUUCUCUCUACUGUGAAUCUCUUAUAUACCCAUUUAAGGAUAUUAAAGUUCAUCCUACGCAAUGUUUUGAUUUUUUUUUUUUCAUUUCAUACGUUGUUGACCACGGAUAUGUUUGUAUUCGUGUUGAUUUAAUUUUUGAAAUCAAAUCAUUCCUCAUGUCCUCGGUUUUUUUGUUGUUGGUUCAUUGAAAUUUCAUCAAAAUUAUGAUGGCCGAUACUGAUCAAUUCGCAAAUGAAUCGAUUACUAAUGUUGAUAAAUUGAUUUCGAAUCAACAACAACAACAACAUUCCAAAAAUGUGAAAAAAAGUUAUGAAAAUCCAAAUUAUCGUAAACUUUAUGCAAAAUUAUCAAUGAAUACUAUGAUUGGUACGAAUGAAUCAUCAUCCAUUAAUAAUAAUCAUGAUGAUAAUGCAGAGAUGAAUCCAUUUAGUUUUGGUGAAGACGAAGAUGACGAUGAUGAUGAUUCACUUGCCAAUGAAGAAGAAGAAGAUGAUGAUGAUGAUGAUGAAUAUGAAGAUCUAUCAUCUGGUGAUGAAAAUGUUAAACAAAAUCUUUUACAACAGCAAUCGAAUGAUUCGAAAAAAUCACAAACAUCUAUCGAUCUACCAGAUGGCUGGGAAAGACAUGAAGAUGAAUUAGGUUCAUAUUUUUGGCAUAUACCAACUGGUACAAUACAACGUGAACGACCAUAUCUGAAUACCAUAGAUAAAUCAAUGAUACGUAGUGAUUCUUUGGUGUUUCUUGAUAAAUCAGCCAUCAACAUUGAUUAUAAUCCAGCCGAUUCAAUUGAAGAGAAUCCAGAUGGUGAAUCAAAAGAAACUGAAAAUCAUGAUGUUGCCGAUGAUGAUGAUCGGCAACAAACAAAAGCAUUGAUAAAUCGUAAAAAAAUUAUUGCCAAUAUGCAAUUAACAUUUCCAACAACCGAUGAUGAUGACGAUGAUGAUGAUGAUGAUGAUUCUACAUCGAUUGCAAAAGAAUUAUCCUUCAUUGUUCAUUCAUUAGGAUGGCUAGAUGUUGAUGAAUCGCAGAUAAAUUCUCAGACUGGAUCAAUGGUCAUAAAACGUUGUAUUUAUGAGCUAUCCACUCGAGCAGAGAAUGCUGCACGUUGUUGGGGCCCUAGUGAUACACAAUCAUUGAUUUUAAAAAUUAAUAAUGAACGUAUAUCAUUGCUGGAACCGAACACAUCGACAACAUUAACCGUACAGCUUAUACGUGAAAUACGUAUGUGGGCCGUAGAUGAUAAUAAUAAUUUUGCUUAUGUUGUUAAAGAUCGUAAAUCUGGUAAACCUGGCACAGUUAAAUGUCAUAUAUUUCAUUGUGAUGAUGAUCAACAACAACAACAACAACAACAAGAAAAUAAUUGUGGCACAACGCAAACACAACAACAACAACAACAAACGGCACAACGUUUAGCACUAUAUCUUAAGGAUGCAUUAGUACGAAUUAAAAAUCAUCAACAAAAUCGUAAUGAACGACGUCCAAAUGAUCUAUUGUUGAAAUCAAAUAACAAUAAUUCGAUAACAAUGAUGGAUAAUUUUGAAUUUCCAACACCAAUUGAAGAGCCAAAAAAAUGUAUUCAAGCAUUAUAUAUUGGUUUCAUACCAGUUACAAAACCAAUGGGUGUCGAUAUAUUGAAUAUGGCAAUUGAAGAAAUAAUAAAUUCAUUAAAAAUGUCAUUAACAAACGAAAAUCAUGAUGAAAUAGAAUUAAUGCGUCCAGUAUUGGUCAAUAUAUCGCCAUCAAAUAUUGUUGUUGAAUGUCAAGAAACCGGUGCCACUUUGGUUGAAUGUCGUGUUAGAUAUCUUUCAUUUUUAGGCAUCAGUCUUGAUAAUGUUAAACGUUGUGGUUUCAUAAUGCAAGUGAAUGAAAAAGAAUUUGUUUGCCAUUGUUUCCAGGUGGAACCUAGUGCCGGUGCACUUUGUAAAAUAAUUGAAGCAGCUUGUAAAUUACGUUAUCAAAAAUGUUUGGAUGCACAUUCGAAUAAACAACAACCAAAACAAAAUAAUAAUUCGGUAGCUACAUCAAAAUCAACAACAACAACGACGACAACAACAACAACAACAAAUUCAUCACCAGUUGCAGCAUUAAAAUCAUCGAUAUCGGGUGUAUUUUCAAAAAUUUUAAACAAAACAUCUACAGCUACUACUACAUCACAUCAAUAGCAACAAUGUUGAAUGUUUGCAUAAUUUUUUUUCAUCAUCACAUCAUUUCA